Suillus bovinus is the source of this 906-nucleotide messenger RNA. RefSeq lists its product as uncharacterized. The record is from RefSeq and is a predicted model, not a curated record. Gene Ontology annotation, cellular component: nuclear envelope; endoplasmic reticulum; membrane. Gene Ontology annotation, molecular function: glutathione transferase activity; glutathione peroxidase activity. The coding region runs from base 261 to 791 and encodes 176 amino acids. The transcript is spliced from 7 exons. Lineage: Eukaryota; Fungi; Basidiomycota; Agaricomycetes; Boletales; Suillaceae.
AGUUCACCCUUUUUGACCCCAUCUUCGUAUUGUGAAUCUUCUUUUAUAUAUGUCCAUCUCUGGCUGUCAAUCAUUUCCACACCUGUCUUUAUCGGAGAGCUGUACUAUCUUCCUCGCUAUGUAGCAACACAUUUUAUAGUAUCUUUGCGUUGUCUGUUGGCUCAUUAAUUUAAAAAGCGACGUUCAGACUUGAAUCCAAAUUGCUAAAUUUAGACUAUAGUAGUUGCGUGUACGCGUUGUUUUCCGGCAAGCUGACUGAUAUGAUUACGCGUCCCCUGUCGGGGCGUGUCACUAUAAGCUGUCCUACGUGCACAAGUUCUUUCCAAACUACCAUCAUGUCUUCAUCUGUCGCUUUUCCCCCCAGUUUCGGUUAUGUAGCAGCCGGACUGGUAACUACCGCUUGGGUUCUUGGCUGGCAGGCAAUAGUUGUAGGCAAGCACAGAAAGAAAUCCGGGAUCAAGUACCCUCAACUGUAUGCCGAGAAAGCAGAAGCUGAUGCUUCUAAAGAAGCCUUCCUCUUUAACUGCGCCCAGCGCGCCCACCAAAACACAAUCGAGCACAUGCCUCUUAUCAUCAUAAGCACUUUGGUGACUUCGAUGAAGUAUCCCGUCUUUGCUGGAUACGCAAGCGGUUUAUGGGCACUGUCCCGUGUUCUGUAUACUCUAGGGUACACCACCGGAGAUCCAGCCAAACGUAAUACACGCGGUGGCAUACUUGGUGAACUCCCUCUUUUUGGACUUUUGCUUGGUUCGACCUACGCGGCGUUUGAUCUUGUACGUUCAUCAGCUUGAAACGUUCCCGUUGAUCCACGGGAGAAAUAUGUACAUAAAAUAUGUGCAGAACGUUGUGAUCAAAAAUUAAAUAUCGAAAUUGACACGGAGAAUGAAAUUAGUUUGAGCCAAGAUA